Messenger RNA from Prorocentrum cordatum, 699 nucleotides. The record is from the annotation of a GenBank genome assembly. NCBI's taxonomy places the organism in Eukaryota, Dinophyceae, Prorocentrales, Prorocentraceae.
AUGGCGCUGCGCGCGCCCGCGGCGACUUCGCUGCAUGCGACGGACAGGCCGUCGCCCGGGAGCUGCUCGAUGCCGAGGCGAUCGGGGUGGCGGCCGACGACCGCUGCAGCUGGCAGGGCGCCCCUCGCUGCGAACGGCCGUGGCCGCUCAGCGGCCGAGGCGCUCGCGACGCCGAGGUCAGGACGCAUGGCGGGCGAUCAGCGUGAGUGGCGAGCGGCUCCGCAGACAAGCGGCAGGGCGUCGUCGGCCGACAGCAGUGGUAGUGCUGCAGACCGUGGCUGCCAGAUCGUGCGGAUCGGGCCCGAGCCGAUGGUGGGCAAUUUGACUACUGAGGACAAGGCGGCGGUCCGCGAGAUGUUCGGCUGCAAGGCGUCGUUCCGGGCGCGACGCAAUGGCCUUCGCUCGCUCACAGUCGUCGGCCCGCCGAUUGCAGCGCAGCUGGCCUGGGAGUACGCUCGGGAGCGGGUUCGUCACGAAGCUGCAGCGGGCUUGCGCGAUAGGCUCAACGACAUGGAGGCGGAUGCAAGCGGCAUCGUGGCCGUAGCAGGCCUGCACGACGUCGAGGACUUCGACUGGGUGUGCCCCACGCUCGGCCCCGACAGAAUUUGCGGCGAUAAAUGGCAGCCUGCUUGCGUGUACGUUAGGCCCGCCGUCUACGCGAGCGCCUCCGUCACUUUCGACGCCAGCAGCUUCCAGUAA